AUGUCGACAGAGGAAAGCGAUGCCAGUUUGAUGGGACUCGAUUGGGAAACAUGGCAACGUGUAACGCAAACACGUGGCCUGACGGCUGCUUCCGGUACAAAUUACGAUGCUGCUGCUAUGCCGUCACAGAAAGCAAUUUGUUACGGUUUUUAUCCUAGCAUUGAACUCGAAUCCAUGCUGCUAAUCAAUUGCAAGAAGUGUGGCUUAAUUUUGAAGGAUGUUGGCUAUGGGCAUCAUAUGCGUUCCCAGCAUGGUUAUCAUAUAAAGUCAGGCUCUGGCGACGAAUGCCAGUCCUUUUUGCUUUCUCCUCCUCGUCAUGUCGUUUCCCCGCGUUUGGAAAUACCUAUUCUUUCGCCACCAUAUCGCCGAUUAUCAACACCGAUCGCAUCACCUAAGGAGAGCUCAGGUCGAAAUGGAAAUAUUAUAUCUCAGGCUACCUCAACAAGGUACUCCGUGGAACAGAAAGACGAUCUCAAGCUUUCAUUGCGAGUAUCGAGACAUGAAGUAUCAAGUGAAGCAAGCGGACAAAGUAGUUCAAUUUUGCCUAAUGGCACCAAAGAUGAAGUGCGGAUAAGUGCUAAAGUUAAUCGGCGAUUGAAUGGCAAGAUGAAAAACAAAAAGGGAAAGAAAAGAAGACGAGAUUCAUCUGAUGAAGACAAUUUCUCUUUAGAACAUUUCCGGCAGAAAAAGCGGUUGUCUAAAAAAGAGCAAAGCGCUGAGGAAGUUAAUAAAUCAGCAUCGAGUAAUAUUCUUGUUAGACAUGAUAAUACGGGUGAUAAUCAUAUUUGUAAUGGUGCUGCAACAACUUCUCAAAGCGUAAAGGCUUCCACUGAUAUUGAUAGAGUUCCAACGGAAGCGUUAACACAUUCGCCAGCAGGAACGUUAACACAACCUCCAACGGAAGCGUUAACAGAACCUGCAACGGAAACGUUAACACAACCGGCUUCUGCUGCUUCUACUUUGUUAUCAACGGAUACAAAAGUGCAGCCGGCAACUGCACUGAAAUCGAUCGACAAUUUAGAAAGAUUGCAAAAAGAAAACGAAGAAACAUUUGGUGCAAAAGAGCAAGCAGAAGUGAUACCACACUGUUCCGAACAGUGGGAUGAGACAGGUUUAGAUGCAGUUUUGUCUCAGGAUGUGGCAUUAUUCCCAGCUCUCAAGUUAGAAAAAAGCGAAACACAACAGAAUUGGACGUCGAAUACGACAUUUUCAUUGGAAGAUUCGGCUAAUGAGAGUUAUUUGUGUGAAGAUUUCGAUCCACAGAGAUUUUAUGUACCAUCACCACCCCUACUCUCUCCGGUAGCAGAGAAAGAUUGCUACUUAAUCGAUCCCUUGACAGCACCUAUUGCUUCUCCACAAGAAGAUAUUUAUUAUGAUCAUCAUGUGGAAGAUCUAUUGUUGCAACCUGAUGAAAGACUUAUUUCUAACGGGUAUCAAGAAAUGGUCGAUUUGUCACGGCCAUCACCCAUACAUCCAAACGAAGAUCUGGAUUUAAAUGAUUACAGUCCUGUUCGUCAUCGCUCUGUAGUUAUAGAAGAUGAAGAGGAUGCAAAUGCAAAUCGUGGCAAUACUGAAAUCCGCUACCCGAUUGAGGAAAAGAUUGUUGCGACUGGACCAUGUUUAUAUGGUUAUUCACGAGGAGAGGUUUCGGAAGAUGCAAGAAAUCGGCAUUUCUCGCGUAAUGAAGAAAGUUAUAUGGGAAGUGAUUUCAGUCAUAGAACACAUCCUCCAGUGGAGCAAAAAAUAUGCUUGCAUCAUCAACAGCCUCGUUGCCCACAACUUGUUUCGGUUGCUUUCGUGCCACAGAAAAGGAGCAGUCGGACAUGUUCAUCACCGCUAAUGGAAGGAUUUUGUGCUGACAAUGUGUCAUAUCGAGACACCUACAUGGAUCCGGAGCAAAAAAUCUAUUAUCCUAAUGCGAGGUUACUGACGGUUCCAAUCAACGGAAAAACAACUGUAGAUUAUCCACCACAAACGAGAUCUUCAUCUCCCGAUAUAUUUUUAUCAGAGCAAAAUCAUGGAAUGCAUGAUUUACCGGAUGAUGUAGAACGAUUACCUCAGCUGCCAAGUUUUCACAAUAAUAUAGCAGAGGAGAUGCACAGAGAGAUUCGUGAUCCGGUACAGCUAGAAAUUGCUAACCAAGGGUUACAGCAACAUUUUGAUCAGAUCAAUUAUAAUUUACGGUCUGAACGUAGCCGGCUGUCUUUAGGAAGAAAUUCGGCGAUAAAAAUUAGUAAGGAAGCAGUGUUUGAACAUCCUUAUGAUUAUAGUCCAGGGACACCGGCGAACCUUCAUGGAACUCGGAAUUCGAGUUAUGUACCUCACAUGACGCGAAAGAAAGGAUUUUCCCCGCGGGUUUUUCGUACCGUUCGUUCUCAUGCGGAUACGGUACAGCAGCCUGCUACGUCACAAAUAACACCGCAUGAAGUUUGCGUACCAAUUCAUGGCAAGACCGUGAUACGUCCGGACUAUCGUUAUGUGUACAUACCAUCGAAAUCAUCGCAUUCUGCUGAUCUCGAUCAUAUAUAUAAUAGGCAAAGAAAAGAUCGUGAAAGAGAGAUGAAUGAAUUCGGCUGUACAGAAGUGCGGCAUGCAGAACAUCAGUCACGGGUAGAGCCAACAAUAAGGCAAAUAGCAGUACCAAAGGUUCAGCCAACAGUUUUGAAUAGAGUUCGCCCUUUGACUACAACAAAUGUAGGAAGUGCGCGAACUGUGAAGGUACCAUUACAUCGACGAUUUGGUCAUCAUCAUUCUUCAUCUGGAACUGAAAAAACUUUAGUUUUUCAUCCAGAAUUGAAAAAUGAAAGAAGCAGUUAUCCUGCCACUUCCAUCCCAGAUGUAGUACGUAUUAAUUCCAAGGAGCGGAUGUAUCCAACUUACGGCUUGAAUUCGUACACUGCUACGGGUAAUAUACAGCGGGGAGUGAACGUUGCAAGUAGAAAUAAGCAGCGUUCAAAUUGCACUUCUUCAUAUCAGAUUCAACAGAACACUACUCCACGGCAAACAACACGUAAGACAAAAGUAGCACCACCAGCGGAUGAUAUGGAAGCUCGUUUUGGAGCUAAUUAUAUUGGUUCACAUUUAUUGAAUAAUGGGACAGUAAGAGAUUGUUCAUCGUUCGCAUUAUCAAUGGAGAAUCGUCCAAAUGUACCGCAUGGUAUCACUGUUCAAAUAGCACAGCUACGUGAUGCCUCUUUUGCUAGCAUCCGUAGUGGUAAUCCGCAUACAGUUACAGUUGUUCCAGUACCGGUACUGUCUAGAAGUUUCCAAGGGUGUGCUUUUUUUGUUCCAGAUCAGGAUUAUAUUGAAGUUAGCGGAAAUGCCUGGAAUUGGGGCCAUAAGCAAGAUCUCGAUUCGGCUGAACGAUAUGACGCAGAUGGUGAUUUAUCGGUGCCAAUUGAUGCGCAAGGACGACCCUAUCAUUUUAAUUCAAGCAAAGUUGAAUCAGAAGCUGAUCGGAAAAGAAAAAGUGCACCAGCAAGAUAUGAAGAUGAACGAAGCUUUUGUUACUGCAAUUAUGCCCCAGAAUUCUGUGGCGGAUUUACGAAUUUCACAUGUAUCAAACAUCUGGAAGCUUCCUGCUUCCAUUUCACCGAAGAAAUCUACGAUGAGACAUUGAAGCAAGUAGAGACAGUGCAUUUAUUCGGUUGUGCCCCAUUAACACGUGGCUCAGGCGGUUCUUAUUUUACAUGUAAAGCACAUUUAGUUGCACAUGCUCGACCAAAAAGUAUUGCAUGCUGUCGGGAAGGAAAUUACUGUAAUCUUAAUUUGUCUGUUCCAGCUUAUGCAAAUGUUUCACCGGAAGGAGUAAUCGUUGAUCGUUAUGCAUCUUAUAUGACAGUCACGGUUAUUAUAUUUCUUUCAGUAUUCUCUGGGAUUGCAUUACUUAUUUUUUGGCGAGGGAAUUUCAUAGCUUUAAAACUGAAGCCAUCGCUUCAUAGGUCAACACAAGUGAUGGAUGCAGAUGAAAUCGAAAAAGCGCCUAUGCUAUGUGAUAUUAGUAGCGGUUCAGGUUCAGGUUUUGCGAGCUUAAAUCAACGCACUGUUGCGCAGGAUCUUCAAUUCUUAUCUGUAGUAGGUAAAGGACGCUAUGGCGAAGUUAAGAAGGCAUGCUAUCGUGGUGAUCGUAUUGUUGCUGUUAAGACAUUUUAUACUACAGAAGAAGAUUCGUGGAAGAAUGAAAAAGAGAUCUAUCAGACACAAAUGUUGAAUCAUGAGAACAUAUUACAAUUUGUUGCUGCCGAUAUUGGAAGCGAGGAUUCGAUCACUCGAAUGCUCUUGAUUACGGAUUUUCAUGCUUAUGGUUCUCUUUUUGAAUAUUUGCAACGUGGAGAAACCCUCUCUGUGAGUGAAGCUCUACAUCUGGCUUAUAGUGCAGUUUGCGGUUUGGAGCAUUUGCAUAGUGCUUUACAUGGAACAGGCACACCGCAAAAACCGUCUAUUGUACAUCGUGAUGUGAAAUCAAAAAAUAUCAUCGUUAAAAGGCCUUAUGUUUGUUGCAUAGCUGAUUUUGGAUUAGCAUUAACUGAAGAUAUGGUGAAAACUAGAACAGAUAUAAAUAUACAAGUGGGUACCAAACGAUAUAUGGCGCCGGAAUUGCUUGACAAAUCUUUAAAUGUUAAAAAUUUUCAUCAUUUUAAAAUGGCUGAUAUUUAUUCAUUCGCAUUAGUUAUUUGGGAAAUCCUACGACGAAUUCAGGAAGACAACUGCCUUUCAAGAGCUUCCGAAAGUGACAGCGGGAUUGGAAGCAGUGGUAGUGGAAGUGGCACGACGAAACUUAUACCUGGGCUUACUGCCAAUUCUGAUGCACCCAGAUAUAUCACCAAUGUUUCGAGCGGUGUAGUGAAUAAUCAAAGCAUUUCCGACAAUUCGAUGUCAUUAAAAGCGCGACCUCCGAUGCAACCAUUUGAUGGUAUGGUUGAUCCCGAUCCAUCAUUCGAACAAAUGCGUAAGCUUGUAUGUUUCGAAGGCAAGAGACCAUUAUUAGAGGAUGCUUGGAUCAGAGAUCCAUGUCUGAAAGAAAUCUGUGAACUGAUGAACGAAUGCUGGAGUGCAAGCAUUGAUUGUCGACAUACUGCACUACGUGUUAAAAGGAAAAUCAAAGAUACGAUUUUGAAGCAUAAUGGUUUGGGUGGUACACAUACUUCUGAAUCCAACAAACAAGAUUGCUCAACGAAGGCUUUGCUACUUCCUGAUACAUCAAAUAAUGUAUUUCGUAAUGAUGGUGUUCUUUGUGGUUUAUUACCGGGAUUGACAAGAAGACAAAAUGAUCUAUGUUUACGACAUCGUACAGCAAUACGUUAUAUUGUAAAAGGUUUGAAAGCUGCGGUAUAUGAAUGUAGAAAUCAGUUUCAUGAUCAACGAUGGAAUUGCUCAGCAAGUCGCAACGGUUUUGCUAUUUCUCAUCUUAAAAUUGGAAGUAAAGAAUCUGCUUAUGUAUUCGCUUUAUCAUCUGCUGCAGUAAGUCAUGCAUUAGCACGAGCAUGUGCGCAAGGUACAAUUGCAAGUUGUAGCUGUGGCUUACAUCCGAAACGUAUUACAAAACAAUUUCGAUGGGCUGGUUGCUCUGAUAAUGUUAAAUUUGCAAAUAAUUUUGGACGUAAAUUUAUGGAUGCAGCUGAUUUAACACAUACAAAUGAUGCUCGUUCGAUGAUGAAUUUGCAUAAUAAUCGUGUUGGACGAAAAGCAAUAUCAAGUAAUGUGCAUCGAGAAUGCAAAUGUCAUGGUGUAAGUGGUUCAUGCGUGAUGCAAACAUGCUGGAAAGUUGUGCCAAAACUUGAGGAAGUUGGCUUAUUGCUACGAAAAAAAUAUUUACAUGCUGCUAAGGUUAGUGUAUCAUCUGAAGGUAAAACUUUGGUACCACGGAUGGAGAAAAUAGGAAGUCGUUCUGGAAGAUAUCUGCACAAAUCCGAACAAAGAUCAAUCUUAGACAAUGAACUUGUUUAUUUGGAUGAUUCACUGGAUUAUUGCAAGGAAGAUAAAUUAAACGAUAUUCAAAGUCCACAAGGUCGAGAAUGCUUCGACAAGUGUAAUAUGAUAUGCUGUGGACGAGGUCAUAAAACAGUUCGUAUGAUAGAGGAGCAACAGUGUAACUGUAAAUUCAUAUGGUGUUGUGAAGUGAAAUGCGACAUAUGUCAUCACAUUGCUAGCCAUAAUUUUUGCAUAUAA
Molecule: messenger RNA, 6168 nt
Organism: Acanthocheilonema viteae
Lineage: Eukaryota; Metazoa; Nematoda; Chromadorea; Rhabditida; Onchocercidae
Source: the annotation of a GenBank genome assembly